Messenger RNA from Apodemus sylvaticus (European woodmouse), 2669 nucleotides. RefSeq names its product protein C19orf12 homolog. Bases 1307 to 1870 code for a protein of 187 amino acids. NCBI's taxonomy places the organism in Eukaryota, Metazoa, Chordata, Mammalia, Rodentia, Muridae. The record is from RefSeq and is a predicted model, not a curated record. The transcript is spliced from 4 exons.
AGCUUCUUAGAUGAGGCCACUGUCACCUCCCGAAGGCCCACUACCAUUAGCUUUCAGUGUGUGGACGUAGGGUUAGGAAGGGAGAGUUGAGGGAGGGUCUCUGUAUGCAGCCUAGGCUGGCCUCAACCUUAGGAUUUGUUUGUUUGAGACAGAGUGUCACUGUGUAGCCCAGGACAUCUAGAAUUCCCUUUGUAGACCAGGCGGGACUCAAACUCAAGAGAUUUGCUUGCUUCUGUCUCCCAAGUGCUUCAAUUAAAGGUGUACACCACCACACUUGGGAGAUAGCCUCAAACUGUUGAGCCUUCUGCCUCAGAAGGCUCUCCUUCUGAGUAAUGGGAUUGUGAAUGUGCACACCUGCCGCACGACUCUUUCACAGACGGCCUGAGCCGCUAGUGGACAUUUCUAGCUGUCAGGGUGAUCGUUUUAUGACGGCAUUCAUCGUCUGUGUGAACGUCUUAUAGCCCAGCCUCUAUUCUCCACUGCACUUUCUUGUUCCCAUCAUCUCUACAAGCGUCUUCUGGUACUUAGGCAAAGGAGCCAACAGGAGAGUUUGGUUCUCGGACGUGCCACCAGAGGGCGCUGCCCGCAGCGGACACUGAAGAGCCUCAUGGCAUAGCCCAAGGAAUAGCAGGGAGCUAAUCUGUUCUUAGCCUCAGUUAACAUUGGCUCUUAAAAGUCACCCAAACUCGGGCAAAACUACUCGAAAGCGCAUAGAAUUUUCCACUGCAGCCAGGAGAAUCUUGAUAUUAAAAGGAUUUCGAAGCUUUCUAAGAAGACAGAAAAGAACAUAUAGCAUGACGUUGCACAGGCAAUCAUCUGUAUGCCCACAGAAGCUCUCCACCUCCCCGCUGGGGGCCACAUGCACCUAGACUGGAGUUCACUCGCCACACUUCCUAUUUGGGUGGCAUUGGCUGGCCCAGCCCCUCUGAAUCUCCUUUGUCAACAACAACCGUGUCAGCUCACCAGGCUUUGCUCAGGGUUAAAGUUCACACUAUUGGGGGAGUUUCCAAGUUGGCAUAGUUCCAGGGCCGACAGUAUAUAUAGGGCAGCCUAGAGUCCUUGGGGCCAGAGGUUGGGGACGGCUCCCUGGGCCUCUCUGGAUAUUUCUGCUACUCUUUGCUCUCUUUCCGAGUGGCUCCCUUUGCCCUGCGAGUGGAGUGGGCUCCUUUCUGGCCCUAGGAGGUCUGAAAGCUACACCAGCCCCUGCGCGCCCCACGCAGGCCCCAGUGUUAAUCAACCCAUAGUAGCUCCUGACAGCUCAGGCCCUUGUAGCACCCCCAGUGCUCAGGACCCUGUGGGGGAAAGGAUGCUGGCAGGUCACAGAGACAGCGCAAAGGGUGAGGAGAACCUUCCAGGAGCCGUCCCAGAUCCUAGUGUCAACCAGACGAUUGCGCAAGGAAUGGAUACCUUACAUCGCCUUCAAUAUCUUUACCGAGAGCUGGCCGAAGUGUAUGAUGAUAUGCCCGUGACAGAUGAUGGCAUCAUCGAGUGUCUAUGCUCCAUUUCUGAGAAGAAGAAGAUGAAGGCGGCUGUCAAGCACUAUAAAAGUUGUGCCUUUUGUGGGGCAGUAUUUCCCAUAGUCGGAGCCUUUCUAGGUGGCCCACCAGGAAUAGCUAUUGGAGGGGCCAUUGGGAGCCUGGUAGGAGCCCAUGUGAUAACAGGACGGUUUAAACCAGUUUCUCAGAUUUUAAAGAAGCUGUCCCCUGCUGAAAAGCAGAACCUUGCUAAGGAAGCCUCUGCCAUCGUUGGGAACUUUUACUUGACAGAUACUGAGAAGCGGAGUUUUCAGGACCUACGGAAGAAGCUCUUGACCAUGCUAACAAACUAUAUCACCAAGGAGCUGCAUGCUGAGAUCAGAUAUGGUGACUAGGUCAUUCCCCCUGGGGAAAAGAGUCAAUUGCCAAACAAUCUCCCCUCCUCUAGGUUUGGCAAACCUGGGUUUCUCCCAUGUGAUUCUGGUUGGCCUCAAACUCAUGGUCUUCCUGCCUCAGUCCCUUGAGCUCUGAGAGUACAGGCAGGCCUUCCCAAGCCAAGACAAAUACAGGGUUUUUUUUGUUUGUUUGUUUGUUUUUGUUUUGUUGUUGUUGUUAGAAGUCUUUAACUUCUUAUUGUCUCUGUUUUUUUGUUUGUUUAGGUUUUUUGUUUUUGUUGUUUUUUAAUUUUUUUUUUGAGACAGGAUCUCAUGUAGCCCAGGCUAGCCUACAACUCUACAUAACCAAAGAUGAUCUUAAACUCUUCAUUCUCCAGCCUCCAUGACUGCCAAGUGUAGGGAUUACAGAGGUUGACCUUUAUGUCAGGCUUCAGUAAAUAUUUUUGGAAGUCAUUGUUUUGAAAUCACUUUCCAGGGGAUUCCUCCAGGAAGGAAACAUAUGACAAAAGAGACCUAGAAUUCAGUUUCAAGCUUUUUGAAGCCACUGGCCGCUAGCCACGGAAACUAGAGUUUGGCCUGGCAUCCCUAGAACCCAGAGCCCUGGUCGGAGCACCGUGUGGUGCCCCAGUUUUUACAAAGAGGUUUGAGAUAUCUAUUCACAUGAAAUAGUUUAGUCAAAUGUAUGUUAUCCCUGAAAUGGGGGGGAUCCCAACCUCAGAUAUUUCUACCCCAAGGUCUCCCCUGAUGCUGUAACCUUUCAAACUACAACCUAUCAUCAAAUUACUAAUAAAUUACUUUU